AUGACAUCGUCGGCACCCACUCGUGUUUCGAGUGUGCCUCGUGUUACACCCGCGCAGGCCCAGACGCCUGCCACGCCGAGAGCUCCUAGGGCACGUCAAACGCCUAUUCCGUCUGGUUUGCCUGCUGUCAGUAAACCUCUGCCCGUUGCGGCUGCAGCUGCUCCGUCUCCGCUUCUUCCGGCUUUCUUUCACAGCCCUGUCACCGUGCGGUUCACCGCAGCGCAUACCCUGAAGCCCGAGACCCCUGCGCCUCCUCCGUCUCCCGAGCCGGCACCUCGUACUCGCAAACACGCUGGUAAGGGCAAGGCCACACAGCCGGCCACGACACCUUCGCGUCAUCCCGUCAUCACCCCCGAGUUCUUGUUGGAGAUCAACUCCGCGAUCUCGCGUCUUAGUGGUCGACACCGCGAAUCUAUUGACGUGCCCCAGGCUUCAACGUUGCUGUCGACCGGGCCGCGUGCGUCCUCAUCCAGUGACGCCGCCCACCACAACAACGUUAUGGAGGAUAUAAACAGGCGCAUUGCCAAGAUCACCAUCCCCGGCAAGUCUCUCCAGUCCGUAGCUGUCAAGCAGUCGAGCUCGGGAGUGACCUUCACAAUGUUGAACGGCGAGAAUGCUAUCGAGGUGGUCGACUCUGACUCCGACGGCGAGCACUCGCCCGACUCGGAUCACAAUGUUUAUACUGAUUGCGGUGACAUCUGGGAGACUCCCCCGCAGCCUAACGAGUACGGCGGUAGCAUUCGACAUGCUCACGAUGAUGUCCGCGCCGUCAACGCUGCCGUCGACGCUUCCGAGGCCAAACAUCUGGGCGAAGGGAGCCGUGCGCAGACGGCGAGCGGUGUUGAGGCGCCCAACGCGUUCUCAGAGUUAGAAGUCAGGUCAAAUUGUUCACCCUUGUUCAACUUCUGA
Molecule: messenger RNA, 909 nt
Organism: Peniophora sp. CBMAI 1063
Lineage: Eukaryota; Fungi; Basidiomycota; Agaricomycetes; Russulales; Peniophoraceae
Source: the annotation of a GenBank genome assembly